This is a messenger RNA of Eleginops maclovinus (Patagonian blennie), 1223 nucleotides long. RefSeq names its product EDAR-associated death domain (gene edaradd). The record is from RefSeq and is a predicted model, not a curated record. Gene Ontology annotation, biological process: signal transduction. Gene Ontology annotation, molecular function: protein binding. The transcript is spliced from 6 exons. Bases 175 to 831 code for a protein of 218 amino acids. Lineage: Eukaryota; Metazoa; Chordata; Actinopteri; Perciformes; Eleginopidae.
CCUGUCGUCUCCCUCUCGGUGCAGAGGUGUUCAGUGGUCGCUGCCGCCACUGGCUGCUGGCGCUUCAACCCUUAGUGAAGGACUACUGUCUGAUUCUUCUCUGGGCUCCUUUAUACAAACUUUAUUUUCUAUCCUGAUACAUUCCACUUCAUAGGGGACUUCACAGAAUCAACAAUGAGCAGUUUGAGGACGUAUAAGGAACCAUUUGACAGAAGCAGCUCUGAACCUGUGGAGGACAUAGACACCACCAGCUUCGUGGCAGAGUUUUCCCUGGAGGCCAAUUAUCCAGUGCAGGUGACUGAUCCUAAUGUGUCUCCAGCAGAUGCUGUGACCCUCCAUCUGACCUCCAUGACCUCUGGAUACCUGAGCCCUUCCUCAGACAGAAUAAGACAGCCAGUUCAAGAUGUCAAAGAAUGCACCUGCCCAACAUCUACUUCCCCAGACUUCCCCAAAGAGCUGCAGUUACUGCACGGGCCAUGUGAAAAGUGCUGCUGCCCCGCACCUCCUCCCAAAAUAAGUGACCUCAUGAACGACAAAGACCUCCUGGAUUUACUGCGGCUCAAGCUGGAUCCAAACCACUGCACCAUCAAAAACUGGAAGAACUUUGCUAGUCGCUGGGGGAUGAGCUAUGAUGAACUGACCCUGCUGGAGCACCGGACCCAGGGCUCCCUGUCCCAUAGCCCGACCCAGGAGUUCCUGUUGCGAUACAACCAGAAGACUGUCACUGAGCUCACCGAACUCUGCCGCAUGUACCAGCGCAUCGACGUGCUGCGACUGCUGCAGAGCUGGAUAGAGAAGGACUGGCCGUCACGCUGGCAACAGACUCAUUAGCCAGUGUGACUCUGGGUAUUUUUACUCCGCUACAGUUGUACUUGUUAGGGAUUUCCUCUUCUUUAUAAUCUUUCUUAUCAUUAGCAACUUUAGCAAGUCCUCUUAAGAGAAGGAUAAAACAAAUGACCAACACUGUUAACUGCCUGUGGAGGAUGUCAGCUGCGAUGAGUUAUCUCUGGAUCUCACAGACAGUUUAGCACAAGACUAACUACUGAUCACAGUUUGACUUUUUAAACGUGUUUUGCUGUGCUAGCAGCAUGGCUCUAAGAAAAAUAUACAUUUUGUAUGACGGCCAAUCCGUCUGUUGUUUGGUGAUCCCCGAUUUCUUUCUUUAGCGAUAUCAUCAUGUCGAUUUUGUCCAUACUUUGAUUAAAAUUCUUGUUGAACUUACA